UGCCUGUGAAGAGGCAGGGCUUGAGGAAGGAAGUUUAGUUGGAGGCUAUUUUUCUCUUACAUACAUGUGAACAGCAGUCAAGCACAACGAGGGCUGAACUAUGGAAGGCAAAAUGGAUACAACUGAAGACAACUGCCAAGAGUUUGAUAGGGACCUGUAUGAAAAUACCUUACUGCCUACUCUUUACAUUUUGGUGUUAAUUGUUGGACUGAUGGCUAACGGAUGGGGAUUGAAGUCUUUGCAGCAUAACUGGAAGAAACUUGGGGAUAUUAACAUCUUUCUUUUAAACCUCGGACUUGCAGACAUUUUGUACCUGCUCAAUCUUCCUCUUCUGAUCGUCUACUACCUUAAAGGGAGCGAAUGGAUCUUUGGAGAAACUCUCUGCAAACUGACAAGAUUCUGUUUCAACCUGAAUUUAUAUUGCAGCAUUGGAUUCCUCACUUGUAUUAGUGUCUACAGGUACCUGGCAAUCGUCCAUCCCAUGAAAACAAAGGGGAGAUUAACGGUGAAUCAUUCCAUGGGUAUCUCAGCCAUUGUUUGGAUUCUGGUGAGUGUUCAAAGCCUUCCCGACAUGUUCUUCCCCAAAAGGUAUAGGAGCGAUCAAUGUUUUGACACCACCACUAAUGAUUAUAUGAAGGGUUACCUGGAUUACACCAUCAUAUGGACGUUCUUUGGAUUCUGCAUCCCUUUCCUCAUCACUGUUUGGAGCUAUGGACAUGUCACCUAUGUCGUCUGCAGCUCAAAAACAAUUGACAAGAAUGUGAAACGACGAAGCUUGAAGCUGUUGGCUGUUUUGAUUCUUCUGUUCCUGAUCUGUUAUGUUCCCUACCAUAUAUUCAAGAACCUAAACCUCUACUUAAGACUUCUAAAUUGGCAGAAGAAAUGCAGUAGCUGGGAGGAGGGAGUCUUCAAAGUCCGUCAGGCGACUCGUGGUCUUGUGAGCCUGAACAGCGCUCUCAACCCGCUGGUUUACCUGUAUGCAAAUGAAGUUAUGCAGCUUCUGCAGCGGGGUCAACAGAUGUUCAGGUGCUUGUCUCCAGCAAGGUGUCGCUGUGUGCCAGUAUCACAGACAGAGAAAGAGGACUUUUAACACUGACAAUGACACCAACAUUGAUAUUUUGUAAAGUAUUUCUGUUUUCUU
Messenger RNA from Cyprinodon tularosa, 1141 nucleotides. RefSeq names its product P2Y purinoceptor 1-like. The transcript has a single exon. Gene Ontology annotation, cellular component: membrane. Lineage: Eukaryota; Metazoa; Chordata; Actinopteri; Cyprinodontiformes; Cyprinodontidae. Gene Ontology annotation, molecular function: neuropeptide receptor activity. The coding region runs from base 101 to 1090 and encodes 329 amino acids. The record is from RefSeq and is a predicted model, not a curated record. Gene Ontology annotation, biological process: G protein-coupled receptor signaling pathway.